This is a messenger RNA of Ixodes scapularis (black-legged tick), 2955 nucleotides long. RefSeq lists its product as uncharacterized. The transcript has a single exon. Gene Ontology annotation, molecular function: zinc ion binding; nucleic acid binding. The coding region runs from base 1 to 975 and encodes 324 amino acids. The record is from RefSeq and is a predicted model, not a curated record. Lineage: Eukaryota; Metazoa; Arthropoda; Arachnida; Ixodida; Ixodidae.
AUGGCGAGGGAGCCGGAGAAUCACGCUACCCUCUUGAACAUCGCUAGAUACAAGCAAGAAUUGGCUGCUAGAGAGGAACAAAAAGGAGAAGACGACGACAAAUUAAAAUGGCAACUAGUUGGUGGAUAUAAAGGCCGCCGGAUCAUAAAGAAUUUUAGAACGUCGCUCAAAGAGGAGACAAAGACCUUCGAGAUUAUCGUCGGAAUCAAGGGGCUCGACCUAAGGAAAGCUGAAGCCUCUGAGAUUUUUGCGUGCAUCAUGGCAGCGACCAACGUAUCGCCACGGGAAGCGCUCGGAGAAGACUAUGCUAUCAAGAACGUACGUAACAACACGGUCACCGUGCAUACAAACGAUCAGGAACGGGCGGGGAAGUACCUAGGAAUCAAGGGAUUUCGAUAUGAGGGUAACGAAUACGGAGCGCAUGGAUACACUGCAAACUCGGAAAACACUCUCCGAAUAGUUGUCGCCAAAGUGUUCAGUAGAGAACGACAAACCAAUAACCAAGAGAUUUUGGAAGAACUGCAGCGGAACAAUCCCAAAACAUCCAUAAUCAAUGCAAAGCGGAUGGGCCGAUCCGGGUUCAUCUUGAUUAGACUGGGCACGAAGGUUCUAUUGGGCAACAUCAAGAUCUUUGGAAGCAUCAACUGCUACCAUAUCUAUUUGGAGAAGAAGGCAUGCACCGCGUGCAGAAAAAUCGGACAUCGUGCAGAUAAUUGCUCCAAAGGUGUCAGCCGCAGAUGCCCAAACUGCGGCGAGGAACACGACUUCUCUCAACGGGUGCCUGGAGUGAGGACCGAUUACACGUGCACCCCCAAGUGCGUGAUAUGCAAUGGACACCACUACACUGCAAGCAACACCUGUCGGGAACGCUACAAGCCUUUCAGGGAGGACAGGCCCAAACCGAAGAAGUCUUUCGUGACAACCGAAGAUAGCACCACUACUUCUACCAGCGAAGAGGAAGAAACAAUGAGCUAGGCUCGAGCCGCACGAGGCAAAAAUACGAGGGAGCCGCAAGCCAAAGAUGCACCCAAAAAAUUUACCGAUUCGGCGCUUGAGAAAGCAAACAAGAAACUAACCGAAGAAUUGGCGUGCCUCAAGAAGAACUAUGAAACGGCCAUGCGUACAACCCAACAACUCCAACAGGAACAAAUGAAAAGCAGCGCUCCCACACCAACGAGUGUCGUCACUGGAAAUUAGAACAUGGAAACCGACAACGAACAUGGAAACCGACAACGGAAUGCCAGCACCUCCACGGCCGACCGAAGUCAGGAAAGGACGACUCUGAAAGCUCGAUCCAAACGAGCGCCAGCUGCUCAUCGGAGAGAACAUACAAGGCUAAACAAACCGAAGACUCGUCCCCUCAGAAAGCCGAAGCUGCGCUCAGCAGCAUAAUGGCAAGCCUUCAAAGACUGGAUGAACGUAUGAAGACGAACGAAGAGCGGAUGACGUGCAUUGAACAAGAAUCUGCGAGACUAAAUGCCAAUCAUGGAGGAUAGCAGUAAAGUGUGCGUGUGGCCGUGGAACAGUGGGGGUAUCAACACAAAGAUUGGCUCGCUCAAAAUGCUAAUCAUGGACACCGAUUCUCUGCCGGAUGUUUUGGCCGUACAAGAAUCGUGCCUCAAGUGUGCGAUACCGGGAUACAUAAGAUACAGAAUUAUGGGACAAACAGAAGGAAAAUUGGUACACACUUUCGUGAGGAGGGAUCUACCAGUCAAACAGCACGACAUAGAAUUAAAUGCCCAAGCCAAAUCGGUCACCGUAGAAAUUAUGCCCAAACGCAAGACACAGAAAAGCCUAAUCAUCUGCAACGUGUACUCCAAUCCAAAGGAUACUUCCUAUGCAGUCUCACAAAUUUUCAAGAAGAUAUGGAACGUUGCAAAAGAAAAUCCGGCGCUGACUCUGGGAGACUUUAACGCUCCACAUAUGUAUGGGGCUACGAAAGAGAUUCUGCGAAAGGAAAGCAAGUUGCACACCAGGCAGAAGCUCACGAAGCCUUGCUCCUAAACGACACUACAGAAUACACUGGGAUUGGAAACAGGACAUGAUGUCUCGUUUGACGAGUUCAAGAAGAGAAUAAUCGAGAAACCUAUUCUGGCGCACGUCUCGUUCCACGCAAGAACAGAAGUCCACAAUGAUGCCAGCAAAGAUGGGUUGGGAGCGAUCCUCUUACAAAAGCAAACGAACAAAGAGCUCCACCCAGUCGUCUACGCCAGUUGAUGAACAACCGACUACAAAGAGAGAUACCAUGCACUCACACGACCUGGAAACGUUGGCAGUUGUGUGGAAACUAGAAAGGUUCCCAACCUACCUUAUCGGACUCAACUUGGAAGUGGUGAAUGAUUGUAAUGCAGUGCAUGCAACAAUAAGCAAGAGAACUCUUCUGCCCCAAAUUGGCAGGUGGUGGCUUGGUCUCCAGGAGUUCACCUUUCAUAUCAAGUAAUGGAAGGGCACAACGAUGGCGGACGUCGAUGCGUUAGGUCGUUCUCCUUAUGCCCCUUCCGAAGAGAUGGAAGUUGUCAGUGGUCUGCAGAUCCUCGCUACUAACGUCAAGAAUGAUCCCAAGAACAUGGCUCGGAAGGAGAGACUUGAGCGAAAGCAACACCUCUCUAAAGAAGAGUGUCGCGCUCAAAGCAAAUACUAGUUGCACAACCGAAAGGUGUCCAAGAAGUUUCAAGGCAAUGACUCUGUGGAAAAACUUCUGUGGGUCGCUCCGAGCGAGGCACGUUGGAGGGUGGUAAAGUUGUGCCACGAUGACAGUGGGCACUUCGCCGUGGACAAGACCCUGGCAAAACUCAGGGAAACGUACUGGUUCCCAGGCAUAAAACGCUACGUGAGAAGAUACAUCGCUGCCUCCAUCGAGUGCCUCUUUCACAAGACGCCAUAUGGAAAGAAACCGGCAAAGUUGCACAGCAUCGAGAAGGUAGCGAAACCCUUUCACACCGUCGACAUUGACCA